This is a messenger RNA of Sclerotinia sclerotiorum 1980 UF-70, 447 nucleotides long. RefSeq lists its product with no specific name. The coding region runs from base 1 to 447 and encodes 148 amino acids. The transcript has a single exon. The record is from RefSeq and is a predicted model, not a curated record. Gene Ontology annotation, biological process: anaphase-promoting complex-dependent catabolic process. Lineage: Eukaryota; Fungi; Ascomycota; Leotiomycetes; Helotiales; Sclerotiniaceae. Gene Ontology annotation, cellular component: anaphase-promoting complex.
AUGCUUCGUCGCGCCCCAACAAUAAUUACUCUCACCACCGAAGAUAUAGCCAGCUACGAAGACUCACGGCAAGCUGAACGCGAGGAAGAAGAAGAAGCCCAGGCGAUGGCUUCGGCGGCGCGCCGUAGGAAGGCAAAAGAGAGACAACAUUAUGGGAAUGGAGGUGUCAGAGGGGAUGGUUAUAGGGAUUUGCAGACGAUGGCUACGCAGAGGAGAGUUGAUGAUGCGAGGGAGAGGGAUGUAGGAAGAGGAGGGGAGAUUGAGAGGAAUGCGGAAAAUGAGUUAAGUGGGGAUGAGGAAAGGCAGAUGGAGAGGGAGAGGGCGGAGAGAGAGGGGACGAGAGAGAGGGAGAGGAGUAGAGUGUUAGAGAGAGAAACGAGGGUACAAAGGAAUAGGGAGGAGAGGUUAGGAUUGGGAGCUGGGAAUGGAGGUGGGUCGGGGAGAUAA